Molecule: messenger RNA, 2695 nt
Organism: Bursaphelenchus okinawaensis
Lineage: Eukaryota; Metazoa; Nematoda; Chromadorea; Rhabditida; Aphelenchoididae
Source: the annotation of a GenBank genome assembly
AUGCGACUGCUGGUGCGUUUGGGUGUGUUCGCCGUGCUGGUGAUCACGUUUUUGGUGUUCACUGCGUAUAGACAUGCUUCCAAAGGGUAUGGCGAUGAUGAAACUGGUGAGUGGUUUUUAUUUUUAAGACAGGGAGGGGGGGGAGUGGGGUGAAGGGUAGUACAAUGAGUUUUUUAAUAGGUUGAUUACAAAAAGAGUUUUAAAUGCUUAUAAGCGGCAGAAUAGAGAAAAGGGAAUAAUGAAAAAGGAGUUAGAUAUAUUAUAAAGAGGAUAUACAUAGGUCUAGGUAUCUAACGUGUUUUUCGUAUAUAUAAAACGUAGAUUCAUUGCAAAAAGGUAAUGAAGCAAGGUCGUCGCAAUCUAUAAUUUUUCUUGUUUAAAAAGCUUGAAGCAUAACGGAAAUAUUAGCAAAUUGUUUACUACAAGAUUAAUCAAUUUCAAAUAAAUGACUAAAGUAAAAGAAAGAGUAAAACUGGAGAAGAGCAGGGCUAAAGUUAAGGCUAGAGGUAUGGCUAGAGCUGGGACUAGAGCUAAGGAUAGAGACAGUGCUGGGGAAUAUAAAAGCUUAGUUAGGGGUGAUCUUAAAAAGAAUACGAUUAGGUUUUGCCGACGGUAAAGUAAAGCUAAAAUGGGGCUAGAGUUCGAAUAGAGUAAGGCUAGCAUGUGUAUGGCUAAAAUAUAGCUUUAAGUAGGGCUAGAGUAAUGCCAGGUCUAGGCCUCUGGGCUAUCGCUCUGGGCUAAGGCUCUGGGCUAGGGCUCUGGGCUAGGGUUCUGGGCUAGGGCUCUGGGCUAGGGCUCUGGGCUAAAGCUCUGGGCUAGGGCUUUGAGUUAAACUCUGGGCUAGAGCUACAUUUUACAAAACCUUAAGGCUGGUGUAAAAUUUAAAAAAGUCUUAAAAAAUUAUUAUUUUUUAGAUGAAGCCAUAAAGCUUCUCCUCGCCACAGGCGACAAUCCUCAAGCAAUGGCCGGUCUUUUGGCGACGCCGAACAAAGCUGGAAUACAUCCAGCCAACGAGCUGACAUUUAAUGUGGCUGUAGUGAUGGUGGUAUCACUGCUGAGUGUGGCCUUACUCAUAACGGGUAUCUGUUGUCAGUUUUUUUUUUUGCUUGCUUUUAGUUUUUUUUUAAAUUUUGUUUAAGAUGAUCAUAUUUUUGGCUAUUUUAUAUUAACAUAAUUUUCUAAAAUACGUUUUCGCAAUUUUACGCUGUAUAUUAGAUAAAAUAAGCCUGGUAAAAUACGAUUUGUUUACGAGCAUGUGGCUAAUAACUUCUUUAUAAGUCGCUUUUUAUCAUUUUGAGUAAAUUUUAAAGUAAUUUUUAAUUAAAAUAACCUUAAAAAGUAGUGAUUUUGUACUUUUACGCAAUUUCAAGAACAGACUAGACUGUUCUGUUUACUUUCUUGUAAACUACUUACUUGAUCUCAUUUAUUGUAACACGCUUAAGCAAACAAAACAAAUCUUUGAUUAACUACUUAGUUCUUCUUUUAUAAAAAACUUGAUCAACCUACAAAAAAUGUUUUAAUUUUUUGUUCAACAACUUGUAAUAGUUGACUUGAAAAUUUAAACUUUUAUGCAUAAAAUAUUUCAUUAGGUUUAAAAAGGCGUUUUUUAAAUUUAAGUACUCUUCAUUCUAAAUGCAUUAGACAGUAAAGUUAAAGUCGUGAAAACAGAGAGUAACAAUGAUUGUUCAAUUAGACAAUAAUUAGCUAAAUUUCAUUUAAAAAAUUUAUGCAUUUUUAAAAAUUACUAACAAGGAAAGUCUCAAUCUGCUUUGCUCGGUAUCAGUUAAAAAUUUUAUGCUAAUUCUAUGUAUAUUAUUAUAGUAUAUCAAAGAAAAGUUAGUGAUCGCCAAAAAAUAAGAAAUUUUUAAGUCUGAAACCCUAUCUCAAUUAAAAAGAAACAGUUUUUAUUUCUUCCAUUGUACACGAAAAUCGCUAUAGCUUAACAUAGCGUUAGACUUAGCUUUAGACUUAUCCUUACACUUCGAAAUUUGAAGUUAAUCAAAGCGGAGCAGGUCGAGUAUUUUCUCUAUGAAUUUUAUACUACUAUAGUUAAAAUUUUUACAAUUUUAAAUUUUCAGGUAUAAUAGUCGUAGCGGUGACGUUGGAUCCAGGUGAUGGAAAAUACCGGUCGGAAAACGAACCUUUAGUUCGGAAUGACACUUUGAACAUCGAUUGGGAAGGGAUAGAUCAAGACGAUAGCUCAGACACUCGAGAGUGGAAUAACGUAAGUGAGGAUUACGUUAAUUUUUUUGAGUAAGUCAUCUUUUUUUAAAUUUUACUAGAGGUGGGUCUUUUUAAAUAUUUUUUUAGAAAAGAAAGGGCGGAUCAUUUUUGAAAAUUGGAUAAGGGUUGAAAACGUGCAGAGAGAAUGAAGACGAUAGACAGUAGGCACAUCAAUCUCAAUGCCUAGCUUUGAAACUUAGGUCGGGUAAAAUACUUUUCAAAGGGUAUAUGGUAGCCGAUUUAGGGCAGGGGGCAAAGAGGGAGGAAAGAUGGGUUGGGCAGAUUUUUUUUAAAAUUUUGUAUUACAUAGAUGUGGCAUCAAAGCUUUUACACAAAGAUAAAAAGCUAGGACUAAGACAAAGAAAGUCAAAAAAAUGAUAAGAUAAAUCUCAGUCUACAGCUACAAUUUUAGGAAUCCAUGACAUGGGAAGCACGAAACGAAUCUCUUCUUGGCUUUUGGCAUCCAGUGUAA